AUUUAUUUAUUGUUAAUAAACGUCAUUGAUGUUGAAUGUUUAUUGAUAAACUCAUAAAAAUGUUUAUCAAUUAACAGAAUAGAUAGAGAAUUAGUGGUUAGAAUAAGAUAAAAAGUUAGUGAAAUACGAAAAUAAGCGAUAAUAUGAGAUUAAAAUAUGAACCCAUUCUCUUGUUGAUUUUAUUUAAUUGAAAGAUGAGUCAUUCUAUUCAACACAAUGUAGUUUAUUACUUGAAAUCGGAUCGUUUGCACAAUAAGCAUUUUUUAUUUGCGUUCUUUGUUUGAAAAUAUAACUGUGAUAUUUUAAUUACCAACUAAAAUUGGCUGUAAAAGAUAAAUUUUAACAUCCUAAUAAAUUCGCUGCAAGUCUUGUUUAAUUAAUAAAUAGUGAGUGAAUAAUAUGGAACCUUUACCAAGUCCACGUUUAAGAGAGUUGAAAAAACCCGUACCUACACCUAGACGAAGUAUUAAAAGCAAUUUGCAACAAAUUUCUGAACAUUCUAAAAGUGAAGAAUCUGCGAAAGAACAUUUGAGCAACGUUUUGAAUAUUCCACCACCAAAAAUCGAAACUAAUAAUAAAUUAGUGUCUACAGAAAGUUUAUGCAGCAGCAAUGAAGAAACUACACACACAAAUACGUUAACGAGGAAAGUAAGUUCAGUAUCAAAACAAUUAGCCGAUGAUAUAAGUCAACUUGUACAAGAUAGAAAAAGAGCAGUGAUUGAGGGAACUAGACAAAGUGUUAGAAGAAUUACUAGAAGAUUCAGUUCAAGUUCUCAGAGUGAAAAUGCUUCAGAAGAAACGGAACCGCCCAUGAAAGGUGACGAAGAUAGUAUCAGUCUAUUUAGUGCUAUAACAUUUAGUUCACCCCUGUUUUCAUCAGAAAAUAUUUAUAAUAAUGCAGAAAGUGAGAGUAGAUCUACUUCAUCUGAAGAAAAUUCAAUCGGAUUGCCACCUCCAAGUCAUCCUCCACCUCCUUUACCAGAUGAAAGCUUAUAUGACGCCCCAUCAUCAAUUUCUUCCAGUGGAAAUUCUGGGAAUUCGUUUCCUUCAAAACGUGAAAAUUAUGAAAGUGUUUUUCCGAUUGUUUGUGAACCAAAUGUUAGUAAUGUCAAUGAUAAUUUUAACUACUUAUUUCGAUCAGACUCUUGGAAAUUUUAUGAUAGUGUUACUUCUAAGGAUGGUAAAACAAAUUGUGUUAAUCCUCUAGAUAAUACUUCAAAAGGAUCAGAUACAAAAAUCAAUAAUGAAGAUCUCAAUUUACAAGUUACUGAAAAGGUGGAAAGAUCGGCGAGUGGAAGGAGUACUGUGUAUGAAAACCAUGAAAUUCAGCUACAAAUUCCACCUACAAGACCUCCACGUCCGUCAAAGAGUGUUAUUUUACAGUUUGAUCCUUUAACAAGGCCGGAAAAUAUUCCUAUAUCAUUGGAUAUAGGUCCAUCUCCAAAUGAUAUUAAAUCCCUGGAAGAAAUGCUACAAGGGGAUCUAUACGGAAACAUAUCAAAUGCACACACUCUCGACGAGUGGAGCAUAUCCAACGAUUCCGAAACUGAUGACGUCAUUAGUCCUCCUACUCCUCCCAUACGUGUAGAUUCAUUACCAGAAGAUGAACAAGAAACCGAAAAAAACAAUCAGAAAUCAAAAACUAACUGGUACACUCAAGAUAACCAAGAAUCGAAACCGACUUUAACAGAACCGAAAAAAUCCAAUUGGUUCAAACAGGUGAAGGGUGUAUUGGAAAAAGCACCUGAAGUAGUUAGAGGUAUCAAAAAUAGAGAUAAUGUUGUAAAUAGAGCAGCCAUAGGUGUUAAUAUGAUCAUACAAAAGAAAGGGAUGCUUUAUAAAGUACAAAACGGACCAGUUGAAGAUUUGUUUGGCGAAUACAGCGGUAGAUGGUGUAUUUUGGAAAAUUCUAGUCUGUUGUGCUAUUCCGAUAAUUCUUGCCAGAAUCUGAAGGAACAUUUUCCGGCUCAAAAUAUUUUGAGUGUUCAAUUGCUGCAGGAUAAGAAGUAUAAUUACAAGUAUGAUAACGAUGAACUCUACUGUUUCGAGUUGAAUACCACUGGGAAAACGAGAGGCGGGCACAUUUAUGGUUCAAGAAAUAGCGCUGAACGGAGAAUUUGGGUUCAAUUCAUCUGCGAAUCGCUCACGUGCAGGUUCUCCACUAAAAUAACAACCAACAUAAAUCGAAUGGGAUGGGCGUAUCUUCGAGAAGGUGUUAGUGGUAAAUGGAUGGGAGCUUGGAUAGUGUUAACACAAAGGGAAUUUUGUUAUGUGGUUGACGGUCAGCCUGUUAAACAUAUGGACUUGAGGAAAGCGAGGUGCAUUGUUUUGCAACCAUAUUCGGAUACUGAUAACAAUCCCAAAACCAACGACAAAGGUCCAAAUAUGUUGAUCGAUUGUCCGAAUAUGGUGUUAUAUUUGAGAAUGUGGACUUCGAGGGAAACUAAGGUUUGGUGCCACAUAGUGAAAUUAGAAGCACAUAACAACGGGGCAAAUAUCGAUCAACACCAACUAACCAAAAAUGAUAUUCCUGUGGUAGUUGAGAAAUGUAUUAACUUCAUUUAUGCGCAUGGUAGUAUGACUGAAGGUAUUUACCGAAGACCUGGACAAGGUUCUCUGGUUUCAGAGCUACUAACAAAAUUCAGAAAAGACGCUUUCGCCGUCCAAUUAACCAGCGAUUUAUGUACAGAACUCGAAGUAGCAACGGCGUUGAAAAGAUUUUUUAGAGAUUUACCGGAACCUCUGUUGGGUAGUAACCAACGUCAGUACUUUUACGAAGUUUCCAAACAUAAAAACAAAGAAGAAAAGAUAAGAAUGUAUAAGGCUGCAUUGGAUCAAUUACCUACGGUGUCUUAUAAUACAACAAGGAAAUUAAUCGGUCACCUACAUUUCAUAAGUUCUCAAAGUUCUAAAAAUUUGAUGACUGUCGAGAACCUCUCCAGCAUAUGGGGUCCUACUUUAAUGCAUUACGAGGAUGUAGACGGUGAAAUAAACGUAAAUCAUGACCAUCAACUCGAUACCGAAGUAGUUAGUCAAUUGAUAAGAUAUUAUCGACACAUAUUUCCCGAAGAUCCUGGGGAUUUGGAAAAAGAAAAGAUGAUGUUGAGGGUGCUCGAGAAAUAUUCUAAAUCACAACAAAGUAAAGUUGCAAAUAAAUCGGCAGGUGAUUUAAGAAUAUGGGUAUAUCUUCAUAAUAAGGAAGGUCAAUCUUAUAACGUUUCGGUGGGCCCAAAUAAAACUGCUUAUGAUAUUUGUAAAGAAUUAAGCUCUAAUAUCAAAUUUGCUGUUCACGAACUGGUUUUGGAAGAGAUCAUUUUGAACGAUAAACUAAUAAGGCCGAUACAUUACCAAGAAAAGGUUCUCAAUGUCGUCUUGAAAUGGGGAUACUGGGAUGAACAAGACAGGAAAGAUAAUUAUUUAACACUGGCGCCUUUAUCCAAAUAUUGGGAAUAUAUUUUGGAUAAACCAUAUCCUGUAUCAGGAGAAAUGAGAUUCGCGGAUAGCAAAACGAGACUGUUUAAAUUAUUCACUUUCCAAUUUUCUCAAGGAAAAUUGACUUGUUUCAAAGAUAAAUCGGGAGAAGUUACUUUAAAUUGUUGGAAUAUCGAAGAUAUAGUUUGGUAUUUGGGUCACGAAUCAAAACGUAGUACACAAUCGAGAUGGACAAUCACUUUCAUCGAUGCCAAUUCGCAUCCCAUCAGAUCGAAAAAUUCUCCUUAUUUUGGAUCAGUAUUAGUUUGGAACGAUGCCGCUACAAGAGCUAAUUGGUUGAGCGCCAUGUUGAAAGCCAGAUAUCCCAAUAACCUAACGCCGCCUCCAAAUUUGGUGUCUAUCGAGUAAAAUAACGAUUUUUAAUUCUAAUAGUGUUAGAAAAGAAUGUUUUUUAAAUGGUGUACAAAAAUGGUCAUCAUGUAACGAAAAUUUUCGAAUUUAUAUCGAAAACCAACAAAUUUUUCAAAUUAUCAUCCCCAAUUUUCAAUACUACCUCUAAAUUACCUCCAUGCUUCCAUUUUCAUUGUAAUAGAUGUCAUUUAUCGUCCCGUGGUUGUUUCAACUGCGUUCUCUUUCCACUUUUUCUAGUAAUACCAUUAGUAGACAAAAAUCGAGAGGUAUAUGGUCUAGAGAGUGUAAAGACCAUGAUCUGGAGUUAGUUCUGUCUUUCCAAGCGUUUGUUAAACUUUUAUCCAAAAGUUUAUCUUGAUCUUGAUGGAAAUGUGCGCAAAAUCUUACAUAAAAAUUGAAAACUACUGUUAGUUUGAAGUCAAAAGGUGUAUGAAUUCUGGAAAGCGUGGUGACCAUGAUGUGGAACCAGUUCUGCUUCACCAACUGUUGGAAAACAAUUAUACACAUUUAGAUUGAGAUCUAGACAUGAAUGUGCAGGAAUUCUUUUAUUAAAAUAGGAAACUACUGUAAGAUCGAAGUUGAAAGAUAUAUAAGGUUUGGAGAGCUUGGAGACCAAGUUUCUGAACCAGUUUCGACUCUCCACGUGUUUGUAAAAUUGUUCCAAUGAUGAAUUCUAUCAUGACGAAAAUUUAGUGGAAUAAUUUUAGAUUGAAGUUGAAAUGUCUGUAAAACCUGGAAAACGUACAAAUUAAGCUUUUGACCAGUUCUCUCCAGGUGUUUGGAAAAUAGUUGAACAUGUAUUAGCCCCCAUCUUGCCAAAAUUGUUCAGGAAAUCAUUCAUAAAACUAUUCAACUAUUCCUGUAUAGAAGCUUCCAAGCGGUAACAAUCAUCUUAACGAAAAUGCGCAAGAUAUCUUCCAUUAAAAGUGGAAAAACUGCUAGAUAAAUUGGAGAGUUGUAAAGUCUGGAAAGCGCGAAAACCAUGCUUUUUAACCGGAAAUCUGCCAUACAUCGGUUGUCCGAUCCCAAUAUAAUGGUCGAUUAAUAUGUAGAAAACUAUUUGGGUCUAUAAUGGGGUCCAAUAAUUGUUUUCAGAAAACAUUAAUCCAUUUUUUUUGUUAUCAAAUAAAUUUGAGUUAUGAAUAAAAAAUCUGAUAUUUUUGUUAAUAACUCAAUUUUUAUGACUAAUAUGUAUGAAUUUAUUUAAAAAAAUAAUUUGGUGACCUUUGGACUUGGAUAAAUGGAUUUAAAAAUAUUCCAAACGUCCACCAUUUUUCGUUUAUCACCCAUCCUAAAAUAUUAUUUUUUAGAGGGUAAACAUUUUAACUGAUUCGAAUUUGAAUAUAAAUACUUCCUCUAUGAUGUGCCUUCAAAACAUUUAUUUUUUUUCUAUUAAGAAAAUGUAUUUUACUCCAAUAUUUUAUUAUCAAUCAUAUUUAUAUACAAAGUAAUUUUGAAAUAUUAAAUUUUAUAUGUUAGAUCCACAGAUUUUUUAAAUAAUUGUUAUUGUAAUGAAAUAAAUAUUGAAUUAUC
Messenger RNA from Diorhabda sublineata, 5376 nucleotides. RefSeq names its product arf-GAP with Rho-GAP domain, ANK repeat and PH domain-containing protein 2 (gene RhoGAP15B). The coding region runs from base 400 to 3840 and encodes 1146 amino acids. Gene Ontology annotation, biological process: signal transduction. NCBI's taxonomy places the organism in Eukaryota, Metazoa, Arthropoda, Insecta, Coleoptera, Chrysomelidae. The transcript is spliced from 12 exons. The record is from RefSeq and is a predicted model, not a curated record.